AUGUCUACCGCUCCAGCCAAGAAGAGAUCAUUCAGAACCUACUCCUACAGAGGUGUCGAUUUGGAACAAUUGUUGGAAUUGUCCAAUGAAGAAUUUGUUAAGUUAGCACCAGCAAGAAUUAGAAGAAGAUUUGCUCGUGGUCUAGGUAGCAAGUCUGAAGGUUUCACCAAGAAAUUAAGAGCAGCUAAACUAGCUUGUGAAGAAAAUGAAAAACCAGCUGCUGUCAGAACCCACAUGAGAAACAUGGUUAUCUUCCCAGAAAUGAUCGGUUCCGUCGUUGGUAUUUACAAUGGUAAGUCUUUCAACCAGGUCGAAAUUAGACCAGAAAUGGUUGGCCACUACUUGGGUGAAUUUUCUAUUACCUACACUCCAGUUAGACACGGUAGAGCUGGUGCUACCACUUCUCGUUUCAUGCCAUUGAAAUAA
Zygotorulaspora mrakii is the source of this 426-nucleotide messenger RNA. It is a transcript of the gene RPS15, whose product is annotated as 40S ribosomal protein uS19. Lineage: Eukaryota; Fungi; Ascomycota; Saccharomycetes; Saccharomycetales; Saccharomycetaceae. The record is from RefSeq and is a predicted model, not a curated record. Gene Ontology annotation, cellular component: ribosome; cytosolic small ribosomal subunit. Bases 1 to 426 code for a protein of 141 amino acids. The transcript has a single exon. Gene Ontology annotation, molecular function: RNA binding; structural constituent of ribosome. Gene Ontology annotation, biological process: translation; ribosomal small subunit assembly.